AUGGCUCACCGUGCCCAGAUGCGAGGCCGGUCCCUGGCUUAUAUGUUAUGCGCAUGGCUAGGUCUGACAUGUAGUGCUGGAGCUUUCUACUUACCUGGGUACUCCAUCAAGAGUUAUCGUGACAACGAAGCUAUCCCGGUAUUCGUGAAUAAGAUCUUUUCAGACAGUACCCAGUUGCAAUACGCAUACUUUGAACUUCCUUUCGUGUGCCCUCCGACCGGAAAGAAACAUGGCUCUCCUUUUAGGAGUGGGCACAGCAUAUCGCUCAACCUGGGUGAGGUGCUCCGAGGGGACAGGGUCAUGGCAUCUGACUUCGAUGUUGUCAUGGGGAAGGAUGUUGAAUGCCAAUUCCUUUGUAACCGCCCGAUCGACCGACAAGCUGUCAAACGGGCCAAGGAAUUGAUUAUGGAUGGAUAUGUUGCGGAAUGGAUUAUGGACAAUCUUCCGGGAGCUACGAGUUUCAUAACCGUAGACCGUUCGCAAAAGUACUAUGCAACAGGCUUUAAGCUGGGAUACCUAGAUUUCUCCCCCAUGGACGGCAAACCCACAUACUAUAUACACAAUCAUUUCACCUUUGUCAUCCGCUGGCGCAAGGCACCAGGUAAAGCUGGCCAACGAGGUGAGAAGGUGAUUGUAGGGUUUGAGAUUCAUGCGAAGAGCAUUGAUGCGAGUGAUAGGCGUGCAGAUGGCUGUCCUAGACAAACACACAUCGAACAUGAUGGAUUGGCUUUACACAUUCCCUCGAAUAACACGAGAUUGGCGCACCAAUACACUGACUCGUCUUACAUCCCAGAACAUGACGUGGAUGUAGAUGACGGAGCGACACUUCCAAUUCCAUAUACAUACUCUGUGUACUUCCGUAAAGAAGACAAGGUUGAGUGGUGGAACCGGUGGGAUUUAUACUUCAAUAACCAGCGAGAAGGAACUAAAACUCACUGGCUAGCAAUCUUAAAUUCCUUGGUGAUAUCCGGAAUGCUGGGUGUGACGGUCUUUGUGAUAUGGGGCAAGACAGUCCUGGGUGAUGUGAAGGGUCAUGGAGACGGCGCGAUGGAGGAGGGAAAGAUUAGACCAAAACGUCGCAAAUCGAAGAGUGGUUCUAGAACUCCGAAAUUAGGUGAAAAUAUCUCGAAUGGCCUUCUCGAUAAGAGCUUGGAAGAGGAUGAACUUGACACCGACGAUGAGCUCGAGGAUGUUGCAGGAUGGAAACUUCUUCAUGGGGACGUAUUUCGCACUCCUGGAUAUAGCGGGCUGCUUUCGCCCCUCGUUGGCUCAGGGAUGCAAUUACUUUUCAUGGCAGCUGGUCUCCUUCUCCUGAGCUGCCUUGGAAUUCUUAACCCAAGCUUCCGCGGUGGAUUUCUUUCUGUCGGAAUUGGCCUUUUUGUUUUUGCCGGCGUAUUCUCUGGCUAUUUCUCUGGAAGGCUCUACAGGACAUUUGGCGGCCAUAACUGGCGCAAGAACGCGAUGAUCACCUCCCUUCUGUUCCCUGGGCUGUUAUUUUGUUUAGUGUUUUUUCUGAACCUCUUUGUCUGGGCUCAAGCGUCCAGCACCGCGCUACCGUUCGGCACACUUGUUGGCUUGCUUGCUCUUUGGCUUCUUAUCCAAGUUCCCCUUGUCUAUCUCGGCAGCUGGUUUGGAUAUAUGCGGACCAAGCCUUGGGAACACCCGACGCGUACAAACGCCAUCGCGCGCCAAAUACCGCCCCAAUCAUGGUAUUUGAGGACUGUACACGGAACACUUCUUACCGGGCUCGUUCCAUUCACUGUUCUCUUUGUUGAGUUACUUUUCGUCUUCAGAAACCUGCUUCAGGACAAAAGCGGACACUACUAUGUCUUUGGAUACCUAAGUAUUGUCUGCACAAUCCUAAUCGUUACUGUAGCUGAGGUCACGAUCAUCGCGACAUAUUGCCAGUUAAACAGCGAAAACCACCGCUGGUGGUGGCAAAGCUUCUUCACGGGCGGAAGCAGCGCCUUUUGGGUCUUUUUAUACUGCAUAUGGUACUACUAUGCCAAGUUACACGUGCGCGGCUUUGUUUCGAGCCUAUUAUUCUUCAGCUAUAGCUUCCUCUGCUGUGCGGUGUAUGGUCUAUUAACUGGAACUGUUGGAUUCUUGACUGCUUAUGCUUUUAUUCGCCGUAUAUACAGCUCAGUAAAAGUAGACUAACGAGCCGAACGAACCGACAUUGACCCUUCGUUUUUCAACAUAUAUGUCACACAGCUCUUUACUCCUAUUCUAGCUUGUCUACUCGACUCACUUAUUGAAAAGCUAUUUCCCUUAUAAAUCAUAAAAGCGAUAAACCAGUCUCUAAUUGACGACGCUCUCCACAUUCCAGUUCCCGUCGUCUAUAUAUGAUGAUGAAGCUAUUGACGAUACCAGAAUUCUCCAGACUUUUCUUUCACCUUUGGCCCUUCGUUUUCUUUGUAUUUAUUUGCGUCAAUUUUUGUUUCAUUUCCGCUUUGCUUCUAACAUUAUUCCCUAAUUAGCCAUUGGUCUUUCAUUAUUGAUCGAAAUGCGUUGUAGCGCCGCUGAUGAAUGUUCUAAAUGAAUGUAUUGAUUGUUUCGAUUCCUCUCUUCUUCGUUUCUUUUCUGGGGCUUGUACUUUUGACAUAAAUAUAUAUUGCUUUGACCUUCCCACUUAUAUUCCUAGUUUCUAUCAUUUUUAAUUUCAUACGACUUCCCGGUGUCAUUGGAUUCCUUUGUGAUUCAUUGACUUCGCAUCCGGAAUCGAGGGUAAAUGUGGCAAGGGCAAUCGAAUCCUAAAUCCCCAAUUGCAGCUAGUUAGUGCAUUUAAUAAAAGAUAGGUUAAAG
This is a messenger RNA of Histoplasma capsulatum G186AR, 2805 nucleotides long. Its product is annotated as transmembrane 9 superfamily member 4. Gene Ontology annotation, biological process: vacuolar transport; protein localization to membrane. The record is from RefSeq and is a predicted model, not a curated record. Gene Ontology annotation, cellular component: membrane; Golgi apparatus. The transcript is spliced from 5 exons. NCBI's taxonomy places the organism in Eukaryota, Fungi, Ascomycota, Eurotiomycetes, Onygenales, Ajellomycetaceae. Bases 1 to 2160 code for a protein of 719 amino acids.